CGCUCGCCACAGCAGUCACUAGUCACUCUCGAUAUCACAGUGCUGUAAGCACUGGUUCCAUUCACAUCAGCUUCGAACAGCACACACACACGUUGUUUCGGACCUACAUAUACAUACAACUUACCUCGAGCUGUUAUUGUUUGAUCCGAUACCACGAUGAGCAGUCCAGGAGUACCUACUACCCAAAACUCUCCUUACUCCUCAUACUUCAGGCGCCGUACCAUCGGUCGUGCUUCCUCUCCUCCAACCUGGGCUUGCUAUGAACAAAUCCCAUCUGACGAUGAUGAUGAAGACUACAAUGACAGUCCUUCCGAAGAUGAGUCCUGCUCAGAAGACGGAGAAGACUACAGCCAUCAUGACCGUGGUUCUGAUGGAGAUCUUGCCGUAAAUACUGAGAGGCAGGAUGACACGCAAAACAUGGAGAUCGAUCGAGGUGAUCAAGGAGUUGACGAUGAGAAGAAUGCUGCCAAGUUUAAGAAGGAUAUGAAGGGCAAACAGAAAGCACUUGAUCCUGAGGUAGAGCCAACAAAGAAGCAUUAUCGCAAGCGAGAGCGCCGGCCGACCUAUACACUUCGUCCAAUCUUGACUAUUCAGAAGAGUCAAGGUUUUGUAUGGAACCAGGAUCUAUUCGUUCCCCCUUACAUUAAAGAUAGAUACGUUGCAUCUACAUCACCACCAAGCUCGAAAGGGUUUUCCAGCUCUUGGACGUCAAAUACAUCUUCGAUGACCGAUUACAGCGAGGUAGAAGUGGUAGAGAUUCGGGUCAGAGAUGGCGAACUCUAUGAUAUUAUUCCUUGAUCGACAUCCUACCCUUUCCGUUACUCCCCGUCAAAUCAGCGACGACCUCACUCUGGAAAUAUCGCAUUUCUUUGUAUCUUGCAUAUCACGAACUUGUUUCCCUUCCCAUGUCGUUCCAUUACUACAUCAUUGCCCUUACUCUCACUGCGUACUAAACUUCGUUUCCGUGUUUUAAUAACGACUGUUAGACUCCUAUAUAUAUACAAUGGUUCAUGAUCCUUUUACCCUUCGCAUUUCAG
Messenger RNA from Suillus subalutaceus, 1037 nucleotides. RefSeq lists its product as uncharacterized. The transcript has 3 exons. Bases 157 to 798 code for a protein of 213 amino acids. The record is from RefSeq and is a predicted model, not a curated record. NCBI's taxonomy places the organism in Eukaryota, Fungi, Basidiomycota, Agaricomycetes, Boletales, Suillaceae.